UCGUGUGAGAGUCGACUCACUCUGCUGCUCACCUGCAGCCGCGAGGCAUCUUCUGCAGUUCUGCUGCUCCUGCAUCGGACGGACGGACGGACGACGAAGAUGGCAAAUCCUUGAUGAGGUUUAUGGGUCCGAUCGAAGAGCUCUCCGUGAGACAUGGUGCUACCUGAGAACCCCUCCGGGCCCUCUGCCCCCACGAAGGCCCCCCGGGGGCGCGCCCCGCUGCACCGCAGCGUGCCCUCCCCGGCCCUGUGCUGCGCCUGCGGCCUGUGCAUCCUGCUGGCCGGCAUCAACAUCACCCUGGUGGGGGCCUUCGCCUACGGCACCAUCGUCCCCGCCGGCAACCCGCCCAUCGUCCUCGGGCCCCUCCUCCUGCUGGUGGCCCUGGCCUUCUUCGCCGCGUGCUGCGCGGUCAGCCGCAGGCCCCCGGCCCGCAGGCCCGACGGAGGCGAGAAGUGGGGGCUCAUGCGGGUGGGCGCGGCGGCGUUCGAGAUGGAGACCAGCGACCACAUGCUGCAGGACGCCACCACGGCGGUGCAGCUCAGCCCGGCCGACUCCCCCACCUCCUCCUCCUUGCACGGGGGAGACCCUACUCCCCCUACCCCUACCCCCCCUCCGCCGCCCGCGGCCGGGGAGCUGCACACGUCGGAGAUGUCUGGAGUCGGCACCACCUUGACCUCUGGCCCCAAGGGGAGCCGACCCACGGAGACGCUACCUGCUCCGGACACCUCCUGCCCGUAA
Pungitius pungitius (ninespine stickleback) is the source of this 738-nucleotide messenger RNA. Its product is annotated as transmembrane protein 275-like. The record is from RefSeq and is a predicted model, not a curated record. NCBI's taxonomy places the organism in Eukaryota, Metazoa, Chordata, Actinopteri, Perciformes, Gasterosteidae. The transcript has 2 exons. Bases 154 to 738 code for a protein of 194 amino acids.